This is a messenger RNA of Gorilla gorilla gorilla (western lowland gorilla), 9271 nucleotides long. It is a transcript of the gene PBDC1, whose product is annotated as polysaccharide biosynthesis domain containing 1. Gene Ontology annotation, cellular component: cytoplasm. Lineage: Eukaryota; Metazoa; Chordata; Mammalia; Primates; Hominidae. The record is from RefSeq and is a predicted model, not a curated record. The transcript has 6 exons. The coding region runs from base 332 to 1033 and encodes 233 amino acids.
UGCGUAUAUGCGCAUAUGAAUGGAGAGUAAAUUUGAAUUUUUGCUGGGCACACGGCGCAGUGAAGACAAGAAAGGGGCAUUAUUUUAACACAACCUUUUCCCGUGAUCACCACCGAAAAUUACUGACGAGUCAAUCACCUCAGAUCUCUCAAGCAGUCCAGCCUACGCAACAGUACUCCACCUCUGCGCCUGUGCGGGGAGGGUAAGGCGGGGCCAGCAACUUCCUCAGCUGGAGGGAGAGCGCACGGUGGAGCAGCCAGUUGAGAAGGACUCUGAUCCGGCUCAGCUUUCCAAUCAGCUGCAGAAGGAGCCACGCUUUCUGGGUUGCAACAUGGCGGCCACCAGUGGAACUGAUGAACCGGUUUCCGGGGAGUUGGUGUCUGUGGCACAUGCGCUUUCUCUCCCAGCAGAGUCGUAUGGCAACGAUCCUGACAUUGAGAUGGCUUGGGCCAUGAGAGCAAUGCAGCAUGCUGAAGUCUAUUACAAGCUGAUUUCAUCAGUUGACCCACAGUUCCUGAAACUCACCAAAGUAGAUGACCAAAUUUACUCUGAGUUCCGGAAAAAUUUUGAGACCCUUAGGAUAGAUGUAUUGGACCCAGAAGAACUCAAGUCAGAAUCAGCCAAAGAGAAGUGGAGGCCAUUCUGCUUGAAGUUUAAUGGGAUUGUUGAAGACUUCAACUAUGGUACUUUGCUGCGACUAGAUUGUUCUCAGGGCUACACUGAGGAAAACACCAUCUUUGCCCCCAGGAUACAAUUCUUUGCCAUUGAAAUUGCUCGGAACCGGGAAGGCUAUAACAAAGCUGUUUAUAUCAGUGUUCAGGACAAAGAAGGAGAGAAAGGAGUCAACAAUGGAGGAGAAAAAAGAGCUGACAGUGGAGAAGAAGAGAACACCAAGAAUGGAGGAGAGAAAGGAGCUGAUAGUGGAGAAGAAAAAGAGGAAGGAAUCAACAGAGAAGACAAAACUGACAAAGGAGGAGAAAAAGGGAAAGAAGCUGACAAAGAAAUCAACAAAAGUGGUGAAAAAGCUAUGUAAGGUAUACAGGGAACAGCACUCUAGAAGCUAUGACUCAAUUGAGACUACAAGUACCAUGGUGCUACUUGCACAGACCCCUUUGGUUAAAUGUAAAUUCUUGUACAAUUGAAGGAUACUCAGGAGGACAUCUUUCUAGUCUAACAGUCAGGAGCUGCUCUGGUCAUUCCCUUGUAUGAACUGGUCUAAAGACUGUUAGUGGGGUGUUGGUUAAUUUUUCCUGGUAUACUGUUUCUUGGCUGACACUACUGGUCAAGUAAGAAAUUUGUAAAUAAAUUUCUUUUGGUUCUUAUUAUCUAUAUCUGUGACUGACUUUAAAAAGGUAUUUGACACUUGAAAUUUUUUUCAAAUAUGUAAUCUCAUCACCAUGUCUUAUAUAAAAUAAUUUACUCCUGUUUCUUACUGUUUCUCACUGUUUCCUGUAGUGAAGUUCUCUAAACUUGUUAAGUUAUACCCGGUGUUGGGAUUAGAAGUCCUUACAUAAGAAUUGACUCUUAAUCUCUGAGUGACUAUAACUCCCUGAUUUCUUUGCUAUAUAUGACAAAAGAUUUGAUAAAUAGCAGCAACCUGAACCUGUCAGACUAGUGAAUGCAGCCCAGUUCAUAUUAGAAGAGCAAGAGACUGGACAUGCUUCAGUAUUUGCUUUUCUUUUGGUAGCCAGAAUGUUACCUGAAAGCUAGCAAAAAGAAAAAAAAAAAAAAAAGGGAAAACCAGACAGAGUGGCUACCCCCCCUUUUUUUUUUUUUGGAGAUGGAGUCUCACUCUGACUCCCAGGCUGGAGUGUAGUGGCACAAUCUUGGCUCACUGCAACCUUGGCCUCCUGGGUUCAAGUGAUUCUCCUGCCUCAGCCUCCCAAGUAGCUGGGACUACAGGUGCGUGCCACCAUGCCCAGCUAAUUUUUUGUAUUUUUAGUAGAGACGGGGAUUCUGUGAAGAAAGUCAAUGGUAGCUUGAUGGGGAUAGCAUUAUAUCUAUAAAUUACUUUGGGCAGUAUGGCCAUUUUCACUAUAUUGAUUUUUUUCUCUCCAUGAGCAUGGAAUGUUUUUCCAUCUGUUUGUGUCCUCUCUUGUUUCCUAGAGCAGUGGUUUGUAGUUCUCCUUGAAGAGGUCCUUCACAUCCCUUGUAAGUUGUAUUUCUAGGUAUUUUAUUCUCUUUGUAGCAAUUAUGAAUGGGAGUUCACUCAUGAUUUGGCUCUGUUUGUCUAUUUUUGGUUUAUUGGUGAUUUUUGCACAUUGAUUUUAUAUCCUGAGACUUUGCUGAAGUUGCUUAUCAGCUUAAGGAGAUUUUGGGCUGAGACGAUGGGGUUUUCUAAAUAUACAAUCAUGUCAUCUGCAAACAGAGACAAUUUGACUUCCUCUCUUCCUGUUUGAAAACGUUUUAUUUCUUUCUCUUGGCUGAUUGUCCUGACCAGAACUUCCAAUACUACAUUGAAUAGGAGUGGUGAGAGAGGGCAUCCUGGUCUUGUGCCGAUUUCCAAAGGGGAUGCUUCCAGCUUUUGCCCAUUCAGUAUGAUAUUGGCUGUCGGAUUAUCAUAAAUAGCUUUUAUUAUUUUGAGAUACGUUCCAUCAAUACCUAGUUUAUUGAGAGUUUUUAGCACGAAGGGGUGUUGAAUUUUAUGGAAGGCCUUUUCUGCAUCUAAUGAGAUAAUCAUGUGUUUUUUGUCAUUGGUUCUGUUUAUGUGAUGAAUUAUGUUUAUUGAUUUGCAUAUGUUGAACCAGCCUUGCAACCACGGGAUGAAGCUGACUUGAUCGUGGCAGAUAAGCUUUUUGACGUGCUGCUGUAUUCGGUGUGCCAGUAUUUUAUUGAGGAUUUUCCCAUCGAUGUUCUUCAGGAAUAUUGGCCUAAAAUUAUCUUUUUUUUGUUGUGCCUCUGCCAGGCUUUGGUAUCAGGAUGAUGUUGGCCUCAUAAAAUGAGUUAGGGAGGAGUCCCUCUUUUUCUAUUGUUUAGAAUAGUUUCAGAAGGAAUGGUACCAGCUCUUCCUUGUACCUCUUGUAGAAUCUGGCUGUGAAUCUGUCUGGUCCUUGACUUUUUUUUGGUUGGUAGGCUAUUAAUUACUGCCUCAAUUUCAGACCUUGUUAUUGGUCUAUUCAGGGAUACGACUUCUUCCUGGUUUAGACUUGGGAGGGUGUAUGUGUUCAGGAAUUUAUCCAUUUCUUCUAAGUUUUCUAGUUUAUUUGCAUAGAGGUCUUUUUAGUAUUCUCUGAUGGUAGUUUGUAUUUCUGUGGGAUCAGUGGUGAUAUCCCCUUUAUCAUUUUUCAUUGUGUCUAUUUGAUUCUCUCUCUUCUUUAUUAGCCUGGCUAGCAGUCUAUCUAUUUUUUUGAUCUUUUCAAAAAACAGCUCCUGGAUUCAUUGAUUUUUUGAAGGGUUUUUUGUGUCUCUGUCGCCUUCAGUUCUGCUCUGAUCUUAGUUAUUUCUUGUCUUUAGUUAACUUUUGAAUUUGUUUUCUCUUGCUUCUCUAGUUCUUUUAAUUGUGAUGUUCGGGUGUCGAUUUUAGAUAUAUCCUGCUUUAUCUUGUGGGCAUUUAGUGCUAUAAAUUUCCCUCUAAAUACUGUUUUGGCUGUGUCCCAGAGAUUCUGGUAUGUUUUGUCUUUUUUCUCAUUGGUUUCAUAGAACAUCUUUAUUCCUGCCUUCUUUUCAUUAUUUUCCCAGUAGGCAUUCAAUAGCAGGUUGUUCAGUUUCCAUGUAGUUGUGCAGUUUUGAGUGAGUUUCUUAAUCCUACCUUCUAAUUUGAUUGCACUGUGGUCUGAGAGACGGUUUGUUAUGAUUUCCGUUCUUUUGCAUUUGUUGAGGAGUUUUUACUUCCAAUUAUGUGGUCAAUUUUAGAAUAAGUGUGAUGUGGUUCUGAGAAGAAUAUAUAUUCUGUUGAUUUGUGGUGGAGAGUUCUGUAGAUGUCUACUAGGUCUGCUUGUUCCAGAGCUGCGUUCAAGUCGUGAAUAUCCUUGCUAAUUUUCUGUCUCAUUUAUCUUUCUAAUAUUGACAGUGGGGUGUUAGUCUACCACUAUUAUUGUGUGGGAGUCUAAGUCUCUUUGUAGGUCUCUAUGAAUUUGCUUCAUGAAUCUGGGUGCUCCUUUUUGGGUGCAUAUCUGUUUAGGAUAGCUAGUUCUUUUUGUUGCAUUGAUCCCUUUACCAUUAUGUAAUACCCUUCUUUGUCUCUUUCGGUCUUUGUUGGUUUAAAGUCUGUUUUAUCAGAGACUAGGAUUGGAACCCCUGCUUUCUUCUGCUUUCCAUUUGCUUGGUAAAUAUUUCUCCAUCCCUUUAUUUUGAGCCUAUUUGUGUCCUUGCACGUGAGAUGGGUCUCCUGAAUACAGUACACUGAUGGGUCUUGACUCUAUCCAAUUUGCCAGUCUUUGUCUUUUAAUUGGGGCAUUUAGCCCAUUUACAUUUAAGGUUCAUGUUUUUAAUGUGUGAAUUUGAUUCUGUCAUUAUGAUAUUAGCUGGUUAUUUUGCCUGUUAGUUGAUGCAGUUUCUUCAUAGUGUUGAUGGUCUUUACAAUUUGGUAUGUUUUUGCAGUGACUAGUACCGGUUGAUCCUUUCCGUGUUUAGUGCUUCCUUCAGGAGCUCUUGUAAGGCAGGUCUGGUGGUGACAAAAUCUCUCAGCAUUUGCUUGACUGUAGAGGAUUUCAUUUCUUCUUUGCUUAUGAAGCUUAGUUUGGCUGGAUAUGAAAUUCUGGGUUGAAAAUUCUUUUAAGAAUGUUGAAUAUUACCCUCCACUCUCUUCUGGCUUGUAGUGUUUCUGCAGAGAGAUCCGGUGUUAAUCUGAUGGGUUUCCCUUCAUGGGUAACCCGACCUUUCUCUCUGGCUGCCCUUCACAUUUUUUCCUUCAUUUCAACCUUGGUGAACCUGACGAUUAUGUGUCUUGGAGUUGCUCUUCUCGAGAAGUAUCUUAGUGGUGUUCUCUGUAUUUCCUGAAUUUGAUUGUUGGCCUCUCUUGCUAUUUUGGGAAAGUUCUUCUGGAUAAUAUCCUGAAGAAUGUUUUCCAACUUGGUGCCAUUUUCCCCGUCACUUUCAGGUACACCAAUCAAUCAUAGGUUUGGUCUUUUCACAUAAUCCCUUAUUUCUUGGAGGCUUUGUUUACUUCUUUUCAUUCUUUUUUCUCUCAUCUUGUCUUCACACUUUAUUUCAUUAAAUUGAUCUUCAUUCUCUGAUAGCCUUUCUUAUGCUUGAUCGAUUUGACUAUUGAUCCUUGUGUAUGCUUCACGAAGUUCUCAUGCUGUGUUUUUUAGCUCCAUCAAGUCAUUUAUGUUCUUCCCUAAACUGGUUAUUCUAGUUAGCCAUUCUUCUAACCUUUUUUCAAGAUUCUUAGCUUCCUUGAACUGGGUUAGAACAUGCUUCUUUAGCUCAGAGGAGUUUCUUAUUACCCACCCUCUGAAGCGUACUUCUGUCAGUUUGUCAAACUCAUUCUCCACCUAGUUUUGUUCCCUUGGUGGCGAGGAGUUGUGGUCCUUUGAAGGAGAAGAGGCAUUCUGGUUUUUGGAAUUUUCAGCCUUUUUGUGCUGUUUUUUCUCCUCUUCGUGCAUUUAUCUACCUUUGCUCUUUGAUGUUGGUGAGCUUUGGAUGAGGUUUCUGUCUAGACGUCCUUUUUGUUGAUGUUGAUGCUAUCCCUUUCUGUUUUUUAGUUUUCCUUCUAACAGUCAGCCCCCUCUCCUGCAGGUCUACUGUAGUUUGCUGGAAGUCCACUCCAGACUCUAUCUGCCUGGGUAUCACCAGCAGAGGCUGCAGAACAGCAUAGAUUGCUGCCUCUUCCUUCUUCUAGAAGCUUCAUCCCAGAGGGCCCCCCCCAGAUGCCAGCCGGAGCUCUCCUAUAUGAAGUGUCCGUCGACCCCUGCUGGGAGGUGUCUCCCAGUCAGGACACACAGGGGUCAGGGACCCCUUGAGGCAGUCUGUUUCUUAGCAGAGCCCGAGUGCUGUGCUGGGAGAUCCACUGCUCUCCAGAGCUGGCAGGCAGGAACGUUUAAGCCUGUUGAAGCUGCACCCACAGUCGCCCCUUCCCCCAGGUGCUCUGUCCCAGGGAGAUGGGAGUUUUAUCUAUAAGCCCCUGACUGGGGCUACUGCCUUUCUCUCAGAGAUGCCCUGCCCCGAGAGGAGGAAUCUAGAGAGGCAGUCUGGUUACAGUGGCUUUGCUCAGCUUCGGUGGGAUCCACCCAGUUCAAACUUCUGGGAGGCUUUGUUUACACUGUGAGGGGAAAACCACCUACUGAAGCCUCAGUAAUGGCAGACGCCCCUCCCCCCACCAAGCUUGAGAGUCCCAAGUGGACUUCAGACUGCUGUGCUGGUUGCAAGAAAUCAAGCCAGUGGAUCUUAGCUUUCUGGGCUCCGUCGGGGUGGGCUCUGCUGAGCUAGACCACUUGGCUCCCUGGCUUCAGCCUCCUUUCCAGGGGAGUGAACGGUUUUGUCUCACUGGCGUUCCAGGUGCCACUGGGGUUUGAAAAAAUAUUCCUGCAGCUAGCUUGGUGUCUGCCCAAAAGGUAUUCCAGUUUUGUGCUUGAAACCAGGUCCCUGGUAGCAUAGGCACCAUAGGGACUCUCCUGGUCUGCAGGUUGCGAAGACCAUGUGAAAAGCAUAGUAUCUUGGCCUGAGUGUCCUCAGGGCACAGUCCCUCGUGGCUUCCCUUGGCUAGGGGAGGGAGUUCCCCAUCUCUUUCCCUUCCCAGGUGAGGCAACGCCCCACCUUGCUUCAGUUUGCCCACCGUGGGCUGCACCCACUUUCUAACCAGUCCCAAUGAGAUGAGCCGGGUACCUCAGUUGGAAAUGCAGAAAUCACCUGCCUUCUGUGUUGAUCUCGCUUAGAGCUGCAGACCGGAGCUGUUCUUAUUUGGCCAUCUUGCCAGCCACUGUCUAAUGGCUUUUCAGAGUACCUGCUUCAGUUAUCUCCACGUGUAUAUAAAAGUUUAUUCAUUACCUCAUAGACACACUGAGCUUGACUGCUGGAACUGGUUAGAAGAAACCACAAUGUUUAUAGUACAUACAGUAAAUACAAGGCUAACCAUAGCAUGAUGAUGCAAGAAAGGAUUUACCAAAGCAGAGAAGGGGAAAAUGAGGCUUUUUUUAUUCCAGUGGGCACAGGGAAAAAAUAAAAUUAAAACUAAUUGACAAGUUAUGCCCUAGGCGAGAGCUGAACUGUAGAUGCAUACAUCUAGCAGCAACAAUUGUGCACAAAGCAAAUAGGUUUCUCCAUGAAUUGUCUUUGGCAAAUUCUUAGAAAUAUUUAAAACAUUUGUUACAGUCUUCGUUUUAUAAAAAUGUCUUUUUUAAAAGGAGUAAGAGAAUGUUAAAUACUUCAUACUAGACAGACUUUGUUAUUAAGAACUUUUACUGUAUUAACUUUUUCUAGUUCAUAUCUUAUUAAAUAUUAACAAAAGUGCAUUCAUAUACAUUGCCUCAGGCUGAGGAAGAAUAAAGAUUAUUGGCCACAUACAAUUGUGCCCCUGAUGGCCUUUUCCAGGUAGCUCACCAGUAAGAAAAUGUGCUUAAUGACUUCUCUCUGAUUGGUUUUAGAGAAUAAGAAACAUGCAGUUGAAAGUCAGAGUACUUUAAAGCAAGAGGCAUCUGUCCAAAGACUGGUUGAUGAAAUCUGGGGAAAGGGAGGGAAAUACAAAGAAUACUGUGGCUGCCCUAUAAGGGAACAGGAAUUCAAGGCAGUAUCCAAAGUUAGAGGUAAAGGAGCGGGCAGAAUGGUGCUCUGGUGCGGUAAGCAAUUCUUAAGAUGGACUUAAGGUAACCACCACUUGGCAUACAUGUCCUUUAUAAUUCCCAUCUGUUUCAGUGUGGGCAUGACUUGUGAAUAUGAAGAAAUUUUAUUCCUGUGAUUAAGUUACUGAUCAUUUUAUUGUGAGUUAAUCAAAGGGGAGAUUAUCCUGAGUGGAUCUUGCCUAAUCAAGUGAGCUCUUAGACAAGUGGCCACAGCAGAUGUUCUCAUGUUGGCCUUGAGGAAGCAAACAGCCAUGUUGUGAGAGGAGGGUACUUUGUAGUAAGGACAUGAGAGUGGCUUUCUAGGACCUGAGAUUGUUCCCUGUCCGACAGCAAGAAAACAGGAUUUCACUCUUAAGUUGCAAGUAAUUGAAUUCUGCCAACAACCAGUGAGCUUGUAGAAGACCUCAAGCCUCAGAUGAGAUUGAUACCAUGACUUCAGCCCUGUGAGAUCCUGAACAGAGGACUCAGUUAAACUGUAUCUGGACUCCUGACCCAUAGGACUGUGAGAUAAUAAACGGGUGUUGUCUUAAGCCACUAAUUACAUGUCAAUUUGUUACAGAGCAAUAGAAAACGACCACAGACUUUGGUACUUGGAGUGGAGUGCCACUGUAACAAAUGACUAAAAUGUGAAAGGGGGCUUUGAAAUCAGGUACUGAAUUGAGGCUGGAAGAAUUUUGAAGAGCAUGAUAGAGAAAGCCCAAAUUGCCUUAAACAGACUUUCAGUAGAAAUAAGGACUUUAAGGAUGCUGCUGGUGAGGGCUCAGAAGGAAGUAAGGAACAGAUUAUUGGAAAGUAGAGGAAGGGGGACUGUAGCGUUGUAGUUAGCAGGAAAUUUGAGAUUUGAGCCCUUGUUCUGAAUUAUUUGAAAGAUGUUAUUCAGACUUACCACAGUGUGCAAACAACUAUUUAUUCGGAAUGUGGUAGCAUUCCAAUAAGACAUCUUUUGGAGGCAGGAAAAAGGUAUAGACUAAUUUUUUACACUUGCAGAAGGGAAAACUGCAGCCAUAUUUAAGUUUUAAGUCACAAAAUUUUUGGUAAUUUGUUACAUCAAUAAUAGGAAAUUAAUAAAGAAGACAUGCUGAGCACUACCCCAAAAGUAGAGACAUUCACUGCACUGUCAUUGUUUAUUUUGAAACUGUAAACACAGGGAUAUGUUGUACCAGAGGACUGAAGACAUAACCUGCAUACAAAGUGAGCUUGAAUGAUUGUAAACCAUUUUUAAUUUACUCUCCACAGGAACUCUAUAGCUGAGUUUGUGUGUGUUGGGUCGUAUUGGUAUAACUGGAAGUUCUCUAAAUUUACCUUUAUGGACAAUAGGAUUCUUAUUAAAGAGAAUGUGCUAAUUUGAAGCUGAUGUAUACAUAUUAAUAAAAUUCAACAGUAACUUCAUCGAUUGUAUAGAACUUGGACCAAGAAAAUAUUUUUCUGGGGAAAAGUAUUUUAUCAUUAACAUUGUUUAAAAUUGCCAGAGCAUGAUGAAAAUUUAAGCAGACAAAGUUGGUUUUUCUGUUUUUAAAUUUUCUACAGAGAAUACACCUUUUUUAUAGCCUGCA